Messenger RNA from Anopheles maculipalpis, 1272 nucleotides. RefSeq names its product STAM-binding protein-like A. The transcript is spliced from 4 exons. Gene Ontology annotation, cellular component: endosome; membrane. Gene Ontology annotation, biological process: protein K63-linked deubiquitination. The record is from RefSeq and is a predicted model, not a curated record. Bases 1 to 1257 code for a protein of 418 amino acids. Lineage: Eukaryota; Metazoa; Arthropoda; Insecta; Diptera; Culicidae. Gene Ontology annotation, molecular function: protein binding; metal-dependent deubiquitinase activity; K63-linked deubiquitinase activity.
AUGUCCGUGAAGCAGUCGCAUCCGGUCGAGAUGGGACCGAUCGAACCGCACCAGCGGCUCCAGAAGCUCAUCGCCGACAGCCAGCGAGUUUCGAUCGAUCCGACCAUGCCCAUCAACCGAUACUAUCGCUCCGGUAAUCAGAUCGUCGAAACCGCGGACCGUUCCCUGCGCGACGGCAAUCUUGAGAAAGCGUUCACCUUCUAUCUCCGGUUCGUGACGAUUUUUGUCGAGCUGAUACUGGACCAUCCCGGCUACAAAUCGGUACCGCCCGCGGACAAGCAGCAGACGAAGGAAAAGAUCAAGAAGAUACUGCCGCGGGCGGAAGAGAUACGCAAAAAGCUGCUGGAAAGGUACACGGCCGAGUACAAGCUGUACCUGCAGCAGCUGAAACAACAGGCGAAACAGGAGGAGAAGGAGGACGAAGCGCGGAAGCUGGCGGUGGCGGCGGCUACAGCGGCUGCGGCAGCAACUGCAGCCGCAUCCAAGGCAGCGGAACAGAAACCGACCACCUCCGGCAUUGGGCCGUACGCACCGAGCGCACCGAGCCACGUGGCAGUCAUCAGCGACAGUGAUGCGAAGCUCAUCGACCAGGUGCUCUAUCCGAGCGAAUUUCUUACGGACCGUAGCCAAGCUACCGGCUUGCCCGGGACGGGUUUGCUGCUGGCCGGUACCGAGAACAGGCGGUUCGAUCGUUCGUUAAAGCCGGUACUGCCCCCCGCACCGGUACCGACGGUUGGCUUCCGGUCGAUUAUCGUACCGACCGAUACGAUGGCCAAGUUUCUCGAGCUGGCCGCCGCCAACACGGCGGCCAAUCUGGAAACGUGCGCAAUUCUGGCGGGCAGCCUAGCGCAGACCAGAUUCACCAUUACACAUGUGAUAUUUCCAAAGCAGUGCGGCACAUCGGACAGCUGCAAUACGAUGAACGAGGAGGAGAUUGCGGUCAUACAGGACCGGCACAAUCUCAUCACUCUCGGGUGGAUACAUACACACCCCUCCCAGACGGCAUUUCUUUCGUCCGUCGAUUUACACACACACUGCUCGUAUCAGCUAAUGCUGGAGGAAGCGAUCGCGAUCGUCUGCUCGCCAAAGUAUCGAGAAACUGGCUUUUUUAAUCUCACACCGUACGGGAUGGAUUCGAUAUCUCAAUGCCGACAAACGGGUUUUCAUCCGCAUCCUGCCGGUCAACCCUUAUUCACGGAAGUGCAACACAUCAUACUAAGCGAUGCAGUUGGAGCUAGGGUGAUUGACCUGCGAUAAAUAAGUGUACUUAUU